AUGCUCGCGAACCGAGAUAAUUACUUAACAUCUAUCAAUGGAGAUGAGAAUCUAUCCGCUAAUAUUUGCAAGGGCGAUAAGGUGCUUGUUAUUAAUUGCUUGGAAGAACUCUUAUGGAUGUUGCAAGCCAAACGAUCACUGCCCGCACCUUUCCGUGUGAAUGGUGGCUUGCUUGUGAGAGAUCCGUCUUCCUCAAAUCAUUAUGCCUAG
Messenger RNA from Dracunculus medinensis (Guinea worm), 210 nucleotides. The record is from the annotation of a GenBank genome assembly. Lineage: Eukaryota; Metazoa; Nematoda; Chromadorea; Rhabditida; Dracunculidae.